Leptidea sinapis is the source of this 2480-nucleotide messenger RNA. Its product is annotated as transferrin-like. Gene Ontology annotation, cellular component: recycling endosome; plasma membrane; early endosome. Gene Ontology annotation, biological process: iron ion transport. The transcript has 15 exons. The record is from RefSeq and is a predicted model, not a curated record. Bases 129 to 2420 code for a protein of 763 amino acids. NCBI's taxonomy places the organism in Eukaryota, Metazoa, Arthropoda, Insecta, Lepidoptera, Pieridae.
AGACUUGUAGCCAGCCCACUUUAUAUAUUAUAAGUAGUUGUUAAAGUAUUUGCGAAGGUGUCAAACGCUUGUGUAAAUACGAGCGUGAUUGAAGACUGACUUAAUUUAGUUUUUGUUGUGUUGUGAAAAUGGAGUUUAAAUUAUUAUUUUUUGUUUCUGUGAUUGCUGCUGUGUCGGCGCAAAGUACAUAUAAAGUAUGUUUCCUGACAUCGAAUCAAGCAGCCUGCCAGAGUUUGGACAGAGGCGACAGCCAAGUUAUAUGCGAAUUGGUGGAAUCCAGAAUUGACUGCGCUUUGAAGCUAGCGCGAGGUGAGGUUGACUUCGGUACAUUCACCGAAGAAGAAAUGCUUCUUCUCUCGCAGCAGCAGCCCGAAGCCACUAGAGUAGUAGCUUCCAUCAGGGAUGUCACAAGAACUGAACCGUUCGCGUUUGAAGCAGUAGCAGUAGUACCUUCCAACCACACUGGUGGACUUGAAGGUCUUCGUGGUGGGAGUUACUGCCAUCCUGGUCUAGAUGAGCCGGAUCUACGAUGGUCCCCACGAGUUUUGAAAACUUUUGAAAAACUUGCUGCUCGUACUGAUCGCUGCCCAGACGCUGACACCAACGGCAGAACUGCUGACGAGCUGGAAGUCAUGACCCUGAACGACUUCUUCAGCAGCGCCUGCAGACCUGGUCCCUGGAGUUCCAAUGCUACAGUUGAUCAAAACUUGAAACGUCAGUUUCCUUCUCUCUGCUCUCUGUGCGGUGGAGAGAAUUCUGAUUGCUCCCGUUAUAACAUUGACAUGGGAGUGAGUAUUUCUGGCGUCAGCAACGACAACAGACACAUCCAGGCUCUGGAGUGUCUCCGGCGGGGUAACGGCUCCAGGGUAGCAUACGUCGCGUGGCAACAUGUUCGAGAGUUCUUUAAUAUUCGCGCCCCCCAAGAUGCGACGUCCUACGCCCUGAUGUGUGAGGAUGGAACUAUUCAGGUUCUGACCAAUGAGGUGCUGGCACAGACCACCGCCCCCUGCUCCCUCGUGAAACAACCUUGGAGUGCCAUUGUGGCCACACCAUCAAAGGCAGAAGAGCUCCAGUUAAGUCUUCGUACUUGGUGGCCGAACGGCGCUAACCCCGGAGGCAACACAUGGCAAGCCGUGCUCUUCCAGAACGCUGCUGGCGGUAGUAACGCUCGGGUCGCCUUUGAGGAGAACAUAUCCACGCCUCUUGCAUAUUUGGCCAACAUACGGAACAUAACAUCUAUCGACGCCGCACCUUCAUGUAUACCCGCCAGACGUUGGUGCACCAUUUCGUCUCAAGAGCAUACCAAGUGCACGUGGGUGCGAACGGCUGCGUACUCACUGGGCAUCGAACCGGCGAUAUCUUGCCAGCAACGCAGCAAUAUCUUCGAGUGUCUGAGGGAUAUCAGAGACAAUAAUGCUGACUUCAUAGCAGCACCAUCUAACUACGGUUAUAUUGCAAGACAGCACUAUAAGCUAACAUCAGUGAAGCUGGUCCAAAACUCCGCCCGCAACCCAGCAGCUUUCUCCCGAGUGGCCGCUGUGCUGAAGACCAGUACAGCUGCUAGCGAAAUCACCAGGUUCGAGAACCUUCGCGGCAAGAAGGCUUGCUUCCCAGAAUUCAGUGGUAUUGCAUACGUGGCGUUUGUAAGUGCUGCACAUGAACGGGAUGUUAUCAGCUCUACGGAGUGUGACUAUAUGAAGUCUGUCGGGGAGUUCUUCGAUGGAGCCUGCGCCCCAGGGGCAGUUGAUGCCUCCCACGCCUUGUCUGAAUCUAGCUUCAAUGCAUCGGUAUUGUGCUCACACUGUCAGCCAUCUUCGAUCAUUAUGGGCAACUAUUCACAAAACGAUUUCACCUGUGCAUACGACUACAGUAACUUGUACUACGGAAACAAUGGAACCGCUGCCUGCCUAGCCAACCCCAACAUGGAUGUGGCCUUUGUGGAAUUGCAAAACUUUUCCACGCACUUGAGGGCAGCGGGUCUGAAUGACUCUACGGAUGUAAGAAUCCUCUGCAGGAACAAUACUCUGGCUGCCUACACCGGUUUGGAUGUAGACCACGCCUGCUUGCUAGCUUACGUUGUUGAUUCCGAAGUGCUGGCCAGAAGAGAUGACCCUCUUCUAAACAGCCUCAAUGUUCUCCUCGACGCAUUGGAUGAGCAUUUCGGCUACAACGCUGCCAUUUCUGCCCAACUCGUAAACCUGGAGAUCUACUCACCCUUCGACAGUGUUAACGACCUGCUCUUCAAAGAUACAGUGGUCGGCCUGGCUGAACCCUCUAGCGACUCCCCUAGCGCGCCAGCUAACAAUUACAACAACCUGUUCAGACAUCUGGACUCUUGCACUUCGUCAGCUUCUAGAACCUUCUUUUCCUUUGUCACGUUCGCCGUAAUGGCGGUUAUUACGCGUUUCGUAGUUUACUAGUGUAGUUUUUUGUAUUAACAUAAUUUUAUAUUGAAAUGUGUUUAAUAAAUAUGAUAAUAA